AUGGCGCCCUAUAAAGUUCCGAAAAAAGCGCUCAAGUCCCCGGAACCUGCAGGGGGUCUGAGCCCGAAAAAGAAGAAGAACAGCAAGAAGACGCCAAGAAAGAAGUACAACAACUUCAAAAUAUACAUCUUCCAAGUAUUAAAAAAGUGUACAGAUAUCUACGUCGGAAUCUCAAGAAAAAUCAUGAACGAUUUGGUCAACGAUAUGUUAGAACAAAUCGCUUGUGAAGCUGGAAGACUAAUAAGCACACUGAAAGAAGAUUACUUUGACCCAGAACGAAAUAAGAACUGCCACAAAACUACUCAUUCCUGGUGA
This is a messenger RNA of Cydia strobilella, 315 nucleotides long. Its product is annotated as histone H2B type 2-K1-like. Gene Ontology annotation, molecular function: structural constituent of chromatin; DNA binding; protein heterodimerization activity. Gene Ontology annotation, cellular component: nucleosome. The record is from RefSeq and is a predicted model, not a curated record. NCBI's taxonomy places the organism in Eukaryota, Metazoa, Arthropoda, Insecta, Lepidoptera, Tortricidae. The transcript has a single exon. The coding region runs from base 1 to 315 and encodes 104 amino acids.